Mizuhopecten yessoensis (Yesso scallop) is the source of this 1458-nucleotide messenger RNA. RefSeq names its product monocarboxylate transporter 12-like. The transcript has 5 exons. NCBI's taxonomy places the organism in Eukaryota, Metazoa, Mollusca, Bivalvia, Pectinida, Pectinidae. The record is from RefSeq and is a predicted model, not a curated record. Bases 1 to 1458 code for a protein of 485 amino acids. Gene Ontology annotation, biological process: monocarboxylic acid transport; transmembrane transport. Gene Ontology annotation, molecular function: monocarboxylic acid transmembrane transporter activity.
AUGGAAAUGGACAACAGAUACAGAGUUGAUGCUACGGCUAUCGCGUCAUCAAAUCCUGAUACCGGAGAAGAUAUUGAGAAUGCGCUAUUAGAAAUUCAACCGGAAAAUUCAACUUUAACAGAAAUACCUAGGAACUGUCGAUCAGACGUAACCACAGAAUACAGCUCGGUAGAUCAUGGGUGGGCGUGGGUAGUUCUGUUCGGAGGAUUCUUUAUAUCCUUUUUUGUAGUUGGAGGUCAAAAGUCGUUUGGUAUUCUGUACGUUGAGCUGUCUGAGAAGUUUCAUGUCUCCAACAAAGCUUUAUCCUUAACGCAGUCUUUGGCAGGAUUCUUACUGCAGUUUCUUGGUCCUAUUAGCGCUGCUUUAAGUAGACGAUAUUCGUAUCAAACCCUGAUAUGUUUUGGUGGACUGAUGGCUGGUGGAGGUCUAGUAUUAUCCUCGUUUGCAACCUCGUAUGAGGUUCUUUAUUUCACAUAUGGCAUUAUUACAGGUAUCGGGUACGGAAUGGCCUUUUCGCCAUCUGUUGUAAUGAUUGCUGAUUACUUCAACAAAUACAGGUCAACCGCCUCUGGGAUUUCACUCGCCGGAGGAGGAUUGGGCGGAAUGGUCUUUCCCUACCUCAUCAGAUAUCUACUGACGGAAUACGGGCUGCAUGGAGCUCUGCUUGUUUAUGGUGGUAUUAUGUGGAACAUCUGUGUCUGUGGCCUCCUCAUCCGACCGUUACAAGAUUAUACGUCAAAAAGCAAAUCGCACAAAGAAUCGACUACCAGAAAACGAAAAAUAACCUCUUACGUCAAUACAAUAUGUGAAAAGAUCACAAAAUUUACUAUGCAUGUAUUACUUUUAAUAAGAGAAUUAGAAUGGAAUCUCUUUAAGCAACUGAAUUGCAUUCUACUAUUUGUCGCAGUGUUUUUUGCAAUGUUUGGAUAUAACAGUCUGUUUAAUAUUGUUCCUCCAUUCAUUCAUGAGAUUGGCUUGUCGACAGAAGACGGAGCAUUUGUACUUUUUAUUUUUGGACUUACAGAUCUCAUUGGUAGAAUACUGUUCGGAUAUACAAUGGAUGUAUUUCCGAAACACCGCCAUGAGUUGUUUGCCACAACGAUUUUGUUGUUCGGUUCGGGAAUCGUCUGUACUUCGUUACUGCGAAGAAAACUUGAACUAUGUGUUUUGAUGGGAUGUUAUGGUCUGUUCGCUGGUGGAUACAAUGGCACUCUGAUGAUCAUGGCCGUGGAGUACGUUGACCUUGAACGUUUACCUAGUACCUGGGGCUUCAUCUGCUGGUCAGCAGCUGUUGCGUUUUUGCUAAAUCCACUUGCAACAGGCGCCAUCAGAGACAGCACGGGUACCUGGACUCACGCAUUCCAAUUGUGUGGAGCAAUGUCAUUGACUGCUGUUUUAAUUUUGAUUUUUAUAUUUCUAAAAAAGGCUAAGGAAAGCAGAAGUGAAGAACUCUGCUGA